UUUUUUUUGGGUUUGUAAAUAUCCACGGACACGUAUCUGUUCACGGUUUGAUGGACUUUUCUUAGUAAAAUUUUUGUGUUUCGUGUCCAUUUUGUUGGUGCAACUGCCCGAAAAGAAGUGAAGGAUUGUUCCCGGGAAUCCUUUCAGACGACUUUCUAGACUCCUAAGCUCCAGCUAGCUUCUGCUGAGAUGCUAGCGUUGUCAUCACGAGUGCACGUUCGGGUGCCAUCAGAACUGUGGGAAUCCAUGGUUGGUUUUCAUUUUGCCUUUUGGCCGCGUCGACUUUACUGACCUGCUGGAAACUUGAUGUUCCAGUGGAAGAAGUCUGGAGACGCCACACUGAUCCUGACACUAUUGCUGUCAUUCUGACGGCCCCUGAACGCACCAUGCCUCCGAGAUUGGCUCUCUACUCCUUUAGCUUCUUUGUCAGAAAUGCCGGUGCGUUUGUGGCCUGAAGGAGGAAGCCUUCACCUUGAGCUGCUUUCCAGAGGCUCCUUUAUGUGGAGCUGCUCAGAUCAUCUCCAUAACAUCACUCAUUCGGUCCAGGAACUCCCAGGCAAGACUUGAGAAUCAUGACCCCUAAAGUUCCACUGUAGUCAGUGAAACUUCCUUCUGUCGUGGGUCCGCCCUGUGGUCUCCUCCCAACGCCACUUCUUAUUUUCCUCAAUCCUCGUCCACUUUUUAAAUGGGCUUUUUGUUUCUUUUUAUUUUCAUUCACUUGCUUUCUCUCCUUCAGUUUUUCCUUCUCCUCAAAUCUGUUUCUUCUCUUGUCAGUUCCUUGCCUUCCUCCUCACACUUAUCCGUCUUUCUCCCCUCCUAAAUAACAAUUUUUAUUUUUCGUAUUUCUCUCUUCAUAACUUUUUAUAUACCUUCUUAUUUACCUUCCUCUUCUAUUUACUAUCCCUUCUUAUUACCUGCCUCACUUGCCUCUUUAGGUUGCCUUGUUUUCCUGACUUGGUUUCCGUGUCAUUUCUUUUUUCUUUAUUUUUUCCACCAUUUUCUCAUCAUUCUCAUCAUCUUCAUCAUUUGUUUUUAUUCUACCAUCGAUUCUACUAUUUUUUAUGAGUAAUUCACCACCCCCUUUUCUUUCUUUGAUUUAUAUUUUUAUCCCUUUUUCUCAUUUAUCCAGUUUUGACGUUAUUUUCCGUUAGUUUUUCCCUGCGUCAUCGAGCGCGAGGGAUUCCCCUGCAGGCUCCGGUAAGUUAUGACUCAGGGAAGUUGCUGGUCUAUUUAAGGACGGGAGCAGGAGGAAGAGUCACCGGAGCAACAUGAGGUUCGUCACCGUGAUCGAAGGCGCAGUCUUAGGAUCUCUGUGUCUGCUGGUCACCGAAGGGCGCCGAGGCUCCGAUGAAGACGCGACUCCGGCGAUCAUCGGUCCGGACCGGAUCCGAAUGAAAGCCCAUCCAGGAGAUUCCGUCUUUCUCCACUGCGAGGCGCGAACGAACAGCGAUGACGUCACGCUGAUCUACUGGCUCGUGAACGGAGAGUUUCCCGACGAGACGCACGACGGCGGCCGAAAAACGGAAACAAACGAGUUGGUUUUGGACGAAGGCUCCGUCAUCCAGAAGAGUCUGCUGCUGAAGAAUGUCACAUCACGUGACCUCAAGUCCACCUUCACCUGCGUGGUGACCAACGCCGCCGGAUCCGCCAUGAAGCACGUCACGCUCGGAGAAACCGGCUGCAGCUGCUACGUGAGGGAGAAACGCUGACGGCCGCCGCGGACCGUCGACUGUUACUCUGUUUAUGUUACUGCUUUCACACUCAGGAACUCUGCGACAACCAAAACUCAACCUUUAUUUAGGAAGCAAAUGAAGCCUUGGCACUUUAACAAACAAAAGGAAACAUGAAAUAAAUAUUACAAACAUUUUAAAAGGCUCAGAAUUCUAUAUUUUUUUCCUGUUUUCUUUAUUUGACACACACUGGUUGGGCCGCGAGCGCCCCCUAGAGGGCCGCUAGAAGUAUUUGUUUUACACCCGCCAGACGCUUUGUCUAAAAACACUUAGUCCACAUACUGUAUGGUGGCAGUAGUGUGUCUCUGAAUUGACUAGACAGUUACCAACUAUGGAGAAGUUCUGGAAAAGAAAAAUAGGAUAAAGAAAGUGACGGCGCUCCCAACAGUAAAAACUGUUCAUUAAAGCUUCUUAAAAUGAAUUUUAAAAUGAAUGACUUUCAUUUACUUCUAUAUUCUUUAUAUGACAUAUAUUAUUCCGAGUUCACAUUUUUCCACGAUAUUUAGACAUUGCUUUAUAAUAUUUAUUUUACGCAGAACUUCAUUCAUGACAUGUUCGGAUUUUACAAUUUCCUCAACAGUUUGGAUCAACUGUAUUUUUUUCUUUAUUUCUUUAGUAAAUUCCCUGAAUAUUACUUGCACCUUCUUCUGCUGCUGGUUGGACUUUUUGAUGAAAUAUAAAUAUCUCUGAGGUUUUGGUUUGUUUGAGUGUAAAUACAUUAAAUACGGCUAAUGAACACAA
Messenger RNA from Synchiropus splendidus (mandarinfish), 2471 nucleotides. RefSeq names its product interleukin-1 receptor type 2-like. The record is from RefSeq and is a predicted model, not a curated record. NCBI's taxonomy places the organism in Eukaryota, Metazoa, Chordata, Actinopteri, Syngnathiformes, Callionymidae. The transcript has 6 exons. The coding region runs from base 1269 to 1709 and encodes 146 amino acids.